GUGAAGGAGCGAUGCGUCGGGAGCGCACUCUCGCGGCAAACCGGCGAAACUAUACUCGCGGAAAUAAUUAUCGCGAUUUAUGUUAUUUGCAAAUACGAACGGGAAUUAAUUAAUUGCGUUAACAUGUCGAGUAGAAAGGAUUAGGAGGCGAACGGGCGUCGUAGCCGUUGCCAGCUUCCCGUCUACGGUGAAAGGAGUUCCCUGGCUGCCCAGUGCGGGAAUGGACUUGGCAGAAACUAUGAAAAAUAUUGUUGCCAAAGGUAUGCAAACAGAGAUGGGUCCACCGGGUGGAGGUUCAGGAUACCCUGGUAACCCAAGUAGCGCAGGAUAUGUAACGGAGAAAACAUAUAUGUUAAUUCAAGCAUAUUUGCAAAAUAAAAGUUGGAAUCCUAGCAUUGAAUUGUUACAAUGCUUUGCUGAAUUUAAGGAUGGAUCUAUAAUACCAAGUGCUGCGUAUUUACAAAUGAUGGCAUCCAGAAUAGCAGUUGAUUCACAAGGAAGAUUGGUAUUGAGAGAAAAUGGGAAAAUAAUACUACCUUAUGAACAUUUUGCCAACGCGGUGAUGAUGAAGCACAUGACUGGGCCACAGGGUAUACAUUUGGGACUGGAGGGAACAGUUAGGGCUGUUAUGGAAUCUUAUACGAUUGGACGAGAAUAUUUUGGAAUGGAGAAGGAAUUUAUCAUCGAGAUUGUACAAAAUUGUCCAAAUCCAGCUUGCAGAUACAAGAAUCAGUUUGAGAUGCAGAAGAUGGGUCAUAUGGCACCCACAUAUAUUCAAGAAAAUGAAGCUACAACGUCCCUUUUACGUUCUGGCUUUCCACAUAAUACAGAUUUUCAACCAGCUUUAAGUGGUGGUAAUCCAAACACACACUUACCGAUGGGAACUGGAGCGGACAUGUCGGAAAUGAGAGGUGGUGGUAAUCAAAUGAAUAUACAACGUCCACCUAGCCGUCCAUCUUUAAAUAUUCCACAUCGGCCUGUGUCUCAAGAAAAAAAAGUACCAACCAAUAAACAGCAUUACGAAUCGCUAAUACCUAAUAUUCCUAUAUCGGAUCACAAAUUGACAGAGUUCUUACGAACAAAUUUGGAUAAUUUGGACAAUCUUAGUGGAUUUGGGUUAGGUAAUCUUCAAAGUUUAAGCAAUGCAAAUAAAGAUCUAUUAGCUUUACACAAUGGUGCUUGGCCGUUAGAAAAUGAAAAGGGUUCACGUUCAAGUUCUUCUAACUUGGAAGUUGGACAAGAAAAGAUUAUUAGAGCUUACGCAGAAGUUAUAAAAAACACGGCCAGGAUGAAAACUUGCAUACGUCCUGCUAUGUGCAAGCCAUAUGGGAAACAAUCUGAAGCAUUACAAAAAACUUUGAUCGAUACGAUACAGCUUGUACAAUCUCUGAGGAGUAUUAUACCACCACCUAUUAUACCAAUCGUGAGCUGGAAAAAUGAAGAUAAACAUCGGUUAGAUCAUACCAGUACUCCUUAUCUUCCCGCAUUAAAAGCUGGCGGAUUAGAAGAAUUAUGCGAACAGCGCAAGUUAGACUAGAUGAUCUAGUUUCUAGCUUAAUAUAGUAUAAGACCAAUGUUUCGUCUUUGCGCUCUAUGGUGUUCUAGUCAGAAAGUGUAUAUGAGAGGGUUGUUUAGUUUAUUCUAAACAAAAACCCAAGUGGGAUUGCUGAAAAAAGUUGUUGGCAUUUAGGACUUCAAAUACUAAGAGACAAAACGAGUCAUGCGUGGACUGUGAUAAACGUGGGUAGCAAAGAAAAUUUAUAUGUAGUAAAACUGAUAAAAACCACUCACGGCGUUAAAUUAGAAAUUCAGGCUAGCCAUUAUCUUGUUAUUAUUAUAAUUAUUAUAAUUAUUAUUAUUACUAUUAUUAUAAUUAUUAUUAUCAUUUGAUUGAUUUUUCGUCGACGAAAGAAAUUUACCUAUGGAGCUUAUAUUUAAAUAUAUAAUAUAUUAUUUAUGUAAAUUGAAUCACAGUUAUGUUCUAUUGUCUAUUUAUAGUUGAUGAUAUUGUAGAUUAUUUUAAUAACUCGCCAAUUGUGUUCCAAUGAUUACCUGAUUAAAGGUAUAUAUUACGAUUUUUCUAAAAGGAAGAAAAGAAAAAAAGAAAAAAUUAUUUAAGCAUAUUAGAUGUACGUACGGAUUUAUAAUUAAUCAUCGGUGCAAUGAGAAUAGGCAUUGAAGGAUGAUAAAUGCAAGAUUUUCGAAUUUGUAUGAUUCGACAAGGAUUAUUAUUAAACGAAAGCAUUGGAAGCUUUAAAAAAAGCACAAAGAAGGAAUUGUGAUUUCAUAAAUACUCACAUUGUAUUAUUUUAGAUUUUGUACGUUUGUUAUGAACUUAGUAAAUGAAAGAAUUUAUUAUUUAUGUUAUAUAAAAAAAAUAAUAAGAGAUAGAUAGAGAAAGAAAGAGAGAGAGAGA
Polistes canadensis is the source of this 2416-nucleotide messenger RNA. RefSeq lists its product as uncharacterized. The transcript is spliced from 7 exons. The coding region runs from base 221 to 1537 and encodes 438 amino acids. Lineage: Eukaryota; Metazoa; Arthropoda; Insecta; Hymenoptera; Vespidae. The record is from RefSeq and is a predicted model, not a curated record.